Molecule: messenger RNA, 843 nt
Organism: Orbilia oligospora ATCC 24927
Lineage: Eukaryota; Fungi; Ascomycota; Orbiliomycetes; Orbiliales; Orbiliaceae
Exons: 1
Coding region: 1-843 (280 amino acids)
Source: RefSeq, a predicted model, not a curated record
AUGUCGUUUGAAUUAAAGUCAAGUCUAGACGGUACCUGUAUUGGUGCCGCCUCCCUCUCGAUGUACGGUGGGCUUAUCGUCGGCCACAUACUGCUCGAUAUAUUCACCAUUCUACCACCACUUAUCAUUCUUUGGGCUCUGCCAAUGUCUAGUCCUAAGAAGUUCAACCUAGUUCUUCUUCUCACCCUCGGAGUCUUUACAAUAUUAUGCAGCCUACUUCGAAUUUUCGUGUUUUACAGAAUUAUGGUCAGCUCCUACGAUAUUACUUGGAAUGCUACCGAUGUUGCAUUCUGGAGUAUGUUUGAAUGUAGUCUGGCUUGCAUAAUCGCUUGUUUACCGGCCCUAAACCAUCUUAUCAUCAAAUUUCUCAAAAAGAUCACCAAAUUUCUAAGGCUCAACGAAAGUCGUGGCCCUAAGUCACCAAAGGGCAAAUUAGGAGCAAUACGGUUCCCAGUGCGCCAAGCUGAAGCAUACCAAAGAUCGGUUAUCUCUAACGGGUACGGACAGUACGUGAAACGCUGGGCAAAUAACUCGAGCUCAAGGCCUGGGUCGGAAUACAGCGCUGCAGAUGCUCCUAUGCGACGGGGCUCAAGAUCUGGGAGCACAACGGCCUCCAACUCUAGCACAUAUCCUAGCACUUACUCCACAACCAACAACUCUUCAGUUAUGGAAACUACGAUCUAUAUAAUCGACGAAAUUCCGUCAGAUGUCGAAGAGGAGGAACAGGAAACUUUCGGUAAUAUUUCCACAGCUGGAUUGGGUCCCGGAAAUAUCCAUGAAUCUGAUCCAACGGAGCAUUCACCAUCCAGUUCAGAGAAGGCCGAUGCCUCCGAAAAUGUUUAA